CGGCCUCUAUUCGGAGCGCCGCUCGGCCGGUCGGGGGCGGGACGGACGCGCGUGCAGCCAAUCGGCAGCAGGGGUGGGCCCGGGCGCUGCGAGCUCACUGAAGGCUGGUGCACCGAGCCUCUAGCGAACGGCGAGCGCGGGACGGUCGCUGGGCGGAGAGCGGCGGCGAUGGCGACCGCGAUGGCAGCGACGGCGGCGGAGCGAGCGGUGCUGGAGGAGGAGUUCCGCUGGCUGCUGCACGACGAGGUGCACGCCGUGCUCAGGCAGCUGCAAGACAUCCUCAAGGAGGCCUCUCUCCGCUUCACCCUGCCCUGCUCUGGCACCGGCACGGAGGGUCCUGCCAGGCAGGAGAACUUCAUCCUUGGCAGCUGUAGCACAGACCAGGUGAAAGGCGUGCUGACUCUGCAAGGGGACGCGCUGAGCCAGGCGGACGUGAACCUGAAGAUACCCCGGAACAACCAGCUGCUGCAUUUCGCCUUCCGGGAGGACAAGCAGUGGAAGCUGCAGCAGAUCCAGGAUGCCAGGAACCAUGUAAGCCAAGCCAUCUACCUCCUUGCGAACCGGGAUGAAAGCUACCAGUUCAGGACGGGAGCAGAGGUCCUCAAGCUGAUGGACGCGGUGAUGCUGCAGCUGACCAGAGCCCGCAACCGGCUCACCACCCCGGCUACCCUUACUCUGCCUGAGAUUGCUGCCAGUGGCCUCACGCGGAUGUUUGCCCCUGCCCUGCCCUCCGACCUGCUGGUCAACGUCUACAUCAACCUCAACAAGCUCUGCCUCACCGUGUACCAGCUGCACGCCCUGCAGCCCAGCUCCACCAAGAACUUCCGCCCAGCUGGAGGCGCCGUGCUCCACAGCCCUGGGGCCAUGUUCGAGUGGGGCUCCCAGCGUCUGGAGGUGAGCCACGUGCACAAGGUGGAGUGUGUGGUCCCAUGGCUCAACGAUGCCCUGGUCUUCUUCACUGUCUCCCUGCAGCUCUGCCAGCAGCUCAAGGAUAAGAUCUCCGUGUUCUCCAGCUACUGGAGCUACAGGUCUUUCUGAACGGAACCCCCAGGAGCCUGUCCGCCGGGGAUGUGGCCCUUGUCCCCCGCACCUGUCCCCCCAGGAGUGUCGGCCCAAGCUGGGCAGCGCGGGCUGUUUAUUUUCCUCUUAACCCCAUCCUGCCCUUCAUAUUUGCACAGAUGGAAAUGAACACUGGAACCACUGACAGGAGGGGACAGCAGUUUGCUUUUCAUUUUGUGAAGGGGGGCGGUGAGGAAGGCAGAGCUGAGAUGUGGCCCACAUUCCAAACCCUCCUUCCCUCCCUAUGGGUAGGAACCUUUGGACUCUGGGUGGGGCCAAGCCCAGGGCUCUCCUUCCGCCUCCUUUGCCUGCCUUCUGAGCUGCCCCAACUGGUGAAGGGUAUGAAGGGUGGCCGGUGGCCACACACACCUCCCCUCCACGGAGGGUGAAGGGUGGGUGGCGGCCCUAAGCUGUGAAUUAAGAGAGCCAACGGAAGCCGCAAGGUGUGGUGCCCUAGAAUGUGUUGCUCAGCAUCCCUGACGAGGCGUCUGGGAAAUAAAGCUCAUCUGACUUUA
Molecule: messenger RNA, 1574 nt
Organism: Suricata suricatta (meerkat)
Lineage: Eukaryota; Metazoa; Chordata; Mammalia; Carnivora; Herpestidae
Gene: ROGDI
Product: rogdi atypical leucine zipper
Exons: 11
Coding region: 169-1038 (289 amino acids)
Cellular component (GO): RAVE complex
Source: RefSeq, a predicted model, not a curated record